Messenger RNA from Linnemannia hyalina, 2748 nucleotides. The record is from the annotation of a GenBank genome assembly. NCBI's taxonomy places the organism in Eukaryota, Fungi, Mortierellomycota, Mortierellomycetes, Mortierellales, Mortierellaceae.
AUGGCCGACUCCCAGAACCUCAGCCCCUGCAAAGUAAACUUCAACGGGGCCCUCCGCCGAUUCCUGAUUUCCCGCCCUGCCGUCUGGUCCGACUUUGAGCACAAGCUCCGCGACGUCUACAGCUUGCCUGCCUCUGCUGCCAUCGACGUCCAGUACAAGGACGAGGAGGGCGAUGUCAUCUCCCUCAACACCGACAGCGAGCUCGAGGAUGUCCUCGCCAUGCACGCCCUCUUCACCCAAAUCGCACCUGUCAGAUUCGAUGUCCUCCUCAGAUCCGGUCAGGAUCUCCCUGCUCCCAGCACCACUACUGUUGCUACCUCUGCUGAUGUUGUUGAACCCUACAAUAAUAUUCAACCUGCCGAGCCCCAGCCCCAGUCCCAGCGUGAGCGCUCCAACACUGUCGCUUCGGACGACAGCAGUGACGAUGGAUCCUUGAUCGAAUUCGAGGAGGCUCAGGAAACCGCUACAUUGACCGAGUCUGCCUUGGACCAGCCUAUCGCCUACCCUCAGGGGGAUCUCUAUGAGGCUACACUUCGCCAGCAGCAGGAAAUGAUCGAGGCCCAGAAGCUUCAAGCUCCUCUCUUUCCCGACUCUGUUACUUUGCACGAAACCACCAUGGAUCUCGAGGAAACCAACAAGGAUGAGGCGACCAACAAGCCAUCUUCCAGACGCUCCUCAAAGUCGUCUAGCCCCGCGAUGGUCCCUGUUGCAGAGUUUGAGGCUCUUCGCAUGGAUUCUGCCGCCGACGUCAUGGACUCGAUUGUCGCCUCUGCUAUUGAGCAUCAUGCCCAUGAUGUUGCUGCUGCUGUUCAGACCCACAGCGAAUCCGAGGAUGAUAAUGAUGCUCAUGCCGACCCUGCAGAGCCUGAAAUCACCGAGCCCGCAGUCCCUCACGGUGACCGUGCCUUGAUCGAGCAGUUCCAAAUGUUGAUCCAGGAGUUCCAGCACGUCAUCCAGAACAAUCCUCAGCUAGUAACCAUUUCUGGCAGCAUCAUGAACAAGAUCAUGUCCAACGUCCAGGUCAACGUCGAGUCCUUUGCCACUUAUCUCCAGGAGGCAGCCCGCAACGCCCAAGCCUCUGCCGGAGAGGCUGCUGCCAGUGCCCAUGAGGCCGCUGCUGACGCAACUCGCUCGUGCCCCUUCGGCAGCUCGGGAUCUGAUAACCCUUUCCUGUCGAACCCUUUCUUUGCUCAUCACCACCGAGGUCGGUUUGGUGGUCGUCGUGGAUACGAGGACCCCUUCUCUGGAUGCCAUGACAACGAAGCUGGCGAUUUCUCUGAUCGCUCUCAUCAUGGUCACCAUCACGGUCACCAUCAUCGCGGUGGCCGUGGCGGUUUCGGUGGAUUUGGUGGUCGCGGUGGCGGCCGUGGUGGUGGCUUCGGUCGAGGAGCCGGACAUCAGUGGAGUUUUGGCUCUCUUUUCCCCACUAUGCCUGCUAUGCCUCACAUGCCCCCCAUGCCCCCUAUGCCUGGUGUUCCUGGUAUGUUCCCCUCGGAAGGCACUUCUGUCCCCAACACCAAGCCCUCGCCGUUCUUCGGAGGAUUCCCAUUCCACUCUGGUGCCCCAGGCAGCUGCAGGAGAGGAAACAGCUUCCGUUUCAGAGGUGACCGCCCCAGUGCCUGCGACACCGAGUCUUCAGAGAAGAGGCGUCGUUCCUGCUCCAAAAACAAAGGCAAGAACGCAUCCUCUUCAUCGUCCGAUGAGGCGACAGGCACCACUCAGAAACAGCAAGGCGAGUCGUCCUCUUCAGCUCAACAGCAACCUCAGAUGACCGAGAUUGGAAACGGCUGGAGCUGGACCUUGCUCCCUGACGAGACCACUGGCGCCGACCCUAACGCCGAUCCCUCAUCAUCAUCGUCUCGUCCCAAGUACGGCUGGGUCUGGGACGGUGGUAAAAAUGGCGAUACCGAGAACCCCGAGCCUGCUCCUCUGUACGUCGAGACUGACGAAGAGAUGGCCGAGCCCACACAGGAUGACCCCCAGGGGCCCGCUGAUAUUGGUAGACGUGGAGGUCGUGGAGGUCGCGGUCGUGGUGGAUUUGCCUUCUUCCGUGGUCGCGGCGGUUCUCGCGGUGGUCACCCCUUUGCAUUCCACCCUCACGGUCCCCACCAUGGCGGUCUCCACGGACACGGCCCCCACGGUCCUUACGGACAUGGACCCCAUAUUCACCACGGCCCUGAGCACCACGGCAACGCACAUGCUCACCAUCAUCAUGACCAUCACCACCGCCACCACCGCCGACACUCUGGAUCCAAAUCUGGUGAAGAGGGCCACGGCGAAACUGGAUCUGAUGAAAAGUUGAAGCGCCGCCAGACCUUCCACGAGCAGCGCCAGGCCCGUGUCGAACAACGUCAAGUCCAGGAGGAGCAGUACAAAGUCCAGGAGGGGCAGCGCAAGAUCCAAGAAGAGCAGCGCAAGGUUCAGGAGGAGCAGAGACGUGCCCAAGAGCAACAGCGCCUUGAAACUCGUGCCCUUGCUACUACUGCCGCACCAAUCGGAGGAGGAAGUCUUGCCGGCAUUUGGCCAGCCACCCCUGCUACCCCUGCCGCUUCAGCUGCUCCUUCAACCCCUGCAACCCCUGCAGCACCACUAGCUUUAAACGCCAGCAACGACGAGUUCAAGAACGAGAUCAAGCUGUUGACGAACAUGGGAUUUGCUGACACCCCCGAGCUCCGGACGGUUGUCCGUGACUUUGGAGGUGAGGUUGAGGCCGUUGUUGAGUUCAUGAUCUCUGCCGGUCGUCAAUAA